UCCUGCUCCUGGCGGUUCAUGGCUCGCCCCGCGCCCGGGUGGCGGCUGCGGCCGCUGGCGGCGCUCGCCCUGGUGCUGGCUCUGGCCCGGGUGCCUCCAGCCGGGGCCGGGCAGACACCGCGCCCCGCACAGCGCGGGCCCCCGGUGCGGCUCUUCACCGAGGAGGAGCUGGCCCGCUACGGCGGCGAGGAGGAGGACCAGCCCAUCUACUUGGCAGUGAAGGGAGUGGUGUUUGAUGUCACCUCUGGAAAGGAGUUCUAUGGCCGAGGAGCCCCCUACAAUGCCUUGACUGGGAAGGACGCCAGCAGGGGCGUGGCCAAGAUGUCCCUGGAUCCUUCGGACCUCACGCAUGACACCACGGGCCUCACGGCCAAGGAGCUGGAGGCCCUGGACAACGUCUUCAGCAAGGUGUACAAGGCCAAGUACCCCAUUGUGGGCUACACGGCCCGCAGGAUCCUCAACGAGGACGGCAGCCCCAACCUGGACUUCAGGCCGGAGGACCAGCCCCACUUCGACAUAAAGGACGAGUUUUGACGUCCACCUGCAAGCGGCCGGUUCUAGGGGGUGAGGGCACAGGUCAAGUGCCCCACGGACUACUGGGGCAGCCUCCGAGGCCUAACUGGGACACCGCUGUGCACUGUCCUUGGUCAGGGGCUGGGCCUGAUGGCGCGACCCAGGCGCCAGCCCCCGGGGCGGUACUCAGCUGCAGUGUCAAGCCAGCAUCGCCAUCCGGGCUGUGGGGCUGUGAAGGACCUUCCCGCUCCUUCACGUCUGUGCUCCUCACACUCCCCCACGGCCCUGUUUACUUUGUAGUGAGGAUAAAAAUAAACAUCCCAGGAUGCAGAAGGUU
Psammomys obesus (fat sand rat) is the source of this 850-nucleotide messenger RNA. It is a transcript of the gene Nenf, whose product is annotated as neudesin neurotrophic factor. The record is from RefSeq and is a predicted model, not a curated record. Lineage: Eukaryota; Metazoa; Chordata; Mammalia; Rodentia; Muridae. The transcript has 4 exons. The coding region runs from base 19 to 534 and encodes 171 amino acids. Gene Ontology annotation, cellular component: endomembrane system; membrane.